Messenger RNA from Styela clava, 1716 nucleotides. NCBI's taxonomy places the organism in Eukaryota, Metazoa, Chordata, Ascidiacea, Stolidobranchia, Styelidae. The record is from RefSeq and is a predicted model, not a curated record.
AAGGUUAUAUUAGCGUAAGUCAGGUCAAAAAACUUUCAGCAAAUUUUCAUUUUCGAAUUCAGAGGGAAAUAGAUUAUAUAUAAACUUAGAAAUGAAAAUAACGUCAUUAUUAACAAUAUGUGUUGUGCUAUUCCUCGCUUUGGACGAUCUUCAAAGAUGUCAUCUAGCUCAAGCUCAAGAAGCCAGUGGGAGCGGUGAAGUAGAUGAAUCGGACAGCGGACUACCAGACCAAGAGUCUGAAAGCGAUCCAGAAGACCAAGAAUCUGGGAGUGGCCCAACUGACCAAGAAUCCGGAAGUGGUCCACCAGAUCAAGAAAGUGGCUCCACAGACGAAGAAUCGGGGAGUGGUCCGCCGGACCAAGAAAGUGGAAGUGGUUCCACAGACCAAGAAUCGGGGAGUGGUCCGCCGGACCAAGAAAGUGGAAGUGGUCCUCCAGACCAAGAAUCUUAUAGUGGCUCCAGAGUCAAAAAAACGCGAAGUGGUCUUCCAGACCAAGAAUCCGGCAGUGGUCCCACAGACCAAGAAUAUGGUAGUGGCCCCACAGACCAAGAAUCCGGUAGUGGCCCCACAGACCAAGAAUCGGGGAGUGGUCCACCAGAUCAGGAAUCUGGGAGUGGAGACCAAGAAGAAGCAAGCAUCCCUCCUGAUCAAGAAUCUGGAAGUGGUCCGGAAGAUCAAGAAUCCGGCCCACCAGACCAAGAAAACGGAUCAAUUUCAGAGGAAUCAGGCAGUGGUUCCGGAGAUGAUGAAAAUUGAAGUUCUAUAUUUGAAAAUAUUCAAAGAUGAUCUUCGAGCGCACAGGCACGCCGUGAUUAGUGCAAUUAUUUACCAUUUCUUCAAAAUUUUAUUUAAUGAAACCUCAACCAUUCCAUGUUCCAUAAGCUAAUGUUAAUAUUUUAGUAGCGUGGAUUCUAUAUGCUUUUUAACAUUAUUUCAACUCUUCAGUGUUCGAUCAAGAUAUCGUCCGAAAACAUGAUGUUAUCGAAGAAGAUAUUUUCAUUUUUUUUUACAAAAAAAAAAAAAAAAAAAGCAUUGUUUGCAAAAAAUAACUUGUUUACGAUAAAUACUAUAUAUAAGAAUAGAACGUAUAUAAUCUGUGGCUAAGUCGUCUGCACGCUAACACCCCGAGCGUGUAAAAUCACGGCGAACGUUUUCAAGUAUUAUUUUAGCAUUUCGCCUUACUUGAACUUGACGUUAAGCAACCGAGAUUGCCAUAAUCCAAAUUAGUUGACCGUGAACUUAUAGUAAGCAAUAUUAUUUUAGGUAACAAUUGUAACCCUUGAAGCUUCAUAUCAUUUUAAUAGAACUUCAAUACAACGAUCUUUUGCUUGAUAUUUGUUUGGUUCAUUUGAUUUUCAAAACGCAAUAUUCAACGAGACUAAAUUAGGGUAAUAUUUAAGGUGGGCGUGAUAAUAGAAAAAUAAGAGUAGCCUAUGAUCAUAAAAGGGUUACGUUCUGCCGUGAUAACAAGAACACGCUGAAAACUAAUUUCGCUUUAAGAUGGCUUGGUAAAUCAGUAAUAUCAAAUCAGGUUUAAUACUUUUACAUUUUUUGUUUCUCAAAUCAAUAUAUUUUUAAUUAAUUUUUCGUUUUAUCGGCUGCAGGGAUCGACAUCAGGAAUUCUUCCUACCGCAUACUGUUGUAUAAUGUCUCUAUAUCGCCAUGUAUAUCAGUUCCAAUACAUUUUGAACUUUGAACAUAAUACCUUCAGGCAC